Molecule: messenger RNA, 1707 nt
Organism: Babesia microti strain RI
Lineage: Eukaryota; Apicomplexa; Aconoidasida; Piroplasmida; Babesiidae
Product: conserved Plasmodium protein, unknown function
Exons: 12
Coding region: 1-1707 (568 amino acids)
Source: RefSeq, a predicted model, not a curated record
AUGGAGUAUUUACUAAUUAGCAGCAGAAAUGUGUCACGAAGUAGUACAGAAAGUAGCUAUGUAAAAACUUAUCCUUCAACUACGGACAACCCCGAACAAACAAAUAAUAAUUUAAACAAAGUCGAAUUAUUGGUAAAUAUUCCUGAUGAACAGGAUGUAGUUAUUAUUGCACACAUUAAUGAAUCGAAAAAGGGCCAAAAUGACAACUGUUGUUCUAUCGUAUCUGAUGUAAUCGAACGUAUCCCUUUCUACUCAUUUAUUCUCAGAAAAUCGCCAUAUUUUUCAAAAAAGCUACAAACAUUACUAAGAAGCAAUAAUGAAGAUUUUACCAAGGGCAACAUUACAUCUAAAACCCCCAUUCCUAUCAACAUACAUGUACCAUCACUUGAUUCUUUAUAUGCAGUAUUAAAUUAUUUAUACAAUGGAAAAUUCAAUGCCGUCAAUAUAGAACCGAUUAUUCAGGUGGAAAUAUACAUUCUAACUAUGAUAUUGUAUCUUGAUGAUCUUAGAUAUAAGGUUAUCAAACGACUGAAUUCACCAGUAUCAUGUGAUCAUUUGGUUAAAUUAGCUUUGGCAGCUGAACAAUACAACGAUGAUCCACUGCUCGAUGAUUGUAUUUCUCUUAUUUCAAAUUUUGGUUAUAAAGUGUUUCUUGACAAAUUGUAUUUGAAUUUGGGAAUUAAAGGUUUUAGAAAAUUGAUUUGCAGCGAUAAUUUGCAAAUGGACGAGCUGCAAAUUUACGCAUUCACUGUGUUGUACAUGAAAUCGCAUGAUUUCCUAAACAAUCCAUAUGACCAAUCUGUAACUAAAUUUUCUGAUAUGGAAAUGGAUAUCAUUAAAUGCAUUCGAUAUUGUGCUAUGUCGCAUGAUAUUAUAUCGAAAAUUAGAUCGCCAUCAUUGGAUAAGCUUCUGCUCGAUGCUAUAAUUAGAUUAUCAACUAAUACCACCUUUCCACUGAGAGUAACAGCAUGGAAGGAAAAUAAAUAUUUUAGAUGUGUUUGUCACACCGGUAAAUAUCCAACUGUGCUUAUUAAGUUGGCCCCCAAACAAUAUGCCUCAAUAAUUCAAAAUGAUGUUAAAAUACCUCCUUACCACUUCUCUUCCCAUUCAUCAUACAAUAGCAAUAUUAUGCUACCUCCAAUUUAUCUCCAAGAUGAUAAUCAGUAUACUUCCUCAAAUAUAAGUAUUGAAAAACCUUAUUAUACCUUUACCAUAGGUUCAUAUCGUGUAGUAUCUGAAUGUUCAUGGGUUUUUGAAAUAUGCCGAUCGAGGGACGGCAAUUUACACAUUGGAUUCAUAUUUCAACACAACGAAUCAUCUUUGUACCGCAAUAAGCCUACAAAUGAUCCAUUUAUUAAUGAUAAUGUAAUAUAUUAUGACACAGCCAAUUUUAGCUUUAAUUCAGCGCUAGUGGAUAUGGAAAAGUGCAAAAUAUUAAAAAAUCACGUCCAUUUGACGGGUAAAUUUAAACCUUUGCAAAAUAAUAAAUUGUGUCAAGGUGACAGAAUCUAUAUUGACGUUAAGUGUCUAAGUCACUGCCUUAAUAUGACGAUAAACAUAAAUGAAAAUGCAUCGGAAUCAUUUUCAUAUCCUUACAAAACAAUGUACACUAGUGGAAACGUCAUUAAACGACCUGUAAUUAACGUGGCCCCUUACAUUGCUAUGCUUGAUUAUGGCGAUGCAAUUUGUAUUCCAGAAGUUAAAUAA